AUGCUUCGGAUCGUACUUCUGGCAGUGAUAAGCUGGCAGGCAGAUGGUAAUCAGCUUGUGAUCUUUGUUGCCAGACAUGCAGGCAAGCAGAUUGGACGUAUCCCGCGCGCUGUUUCUCUGCUUACUUCUGGUACACGUGAAGGGUGUUAUGACGCUGAACAGGUAGAAGAAGCAGCAGAAGUGAAUUUUCCACGUCAAUAUCGAAAUAUUCGAAGGCCUUGGAUCUAUCCCGGUUCAUCUGCCAAAUUAUACACAAGUCAAAAUUUGCAGUACACUUGGCUGUGGAUCAAAUCACUCGGUGUCAGAGGUCUAAAUGAAAUAACAGUGAGUUUCGGUUUUUUCUUUAAAUCGGCUAAUUUCCAAAAACUUUCGCCACAUACAUGA
This is a messenger RNA of Gongylonema pulchrum, 384 nucleotides long. Lineage: Eukaryota; Metazoa; Nematoda; Chromadorea; Rhabditida; Gongylonematidae. The record is from the annotation of a GenBank genome assembly.